Paramuricea clavata is the source of this 8413-nucleotide messenger RNA. Lineage: Eukaryota; Metazoa; Cnidaria; Anthozoa; Malacalcyonacea; Plexauridae. The record is from the annotation of a GenBank genome assembly.
CAAUAACUUGAGCGUGAAAGUGCUUUGUUUUUGUAGAGAAUGCGUAAAGUUUACAAAGAACUUAAACCUGCCUCUUUUGGUCUUGGGAGGUGGAGGAUACACUAUUCGGAACGUUGCACGUUGUUGGUAAGAACUGUAUACGUUGACUGUGUGUAAUGGCUUGCGUCCUGGCUGAAAUUUCGUAUUAUUAGGAGAUUGAAAGUUUAUAAAAUAUUUGAGAGUUUGCACAAGAUUUUAAACCGUCACCCAUCUUCACUACCCAAAAUUAUAUCUCCAAAAUGUUGAGCGUAAAAACUAAAUUUUAAUAAUUUUAUUUGUCUUCCUCAUUUCCUGUUUCUUUGAAUUUCCCAAGUAAGUGUGAUUGGAUUCUCGCACAGAUCACAUAAUGCAGUCCCUCAAUAUUAUCCUAGUUCAUAGUUCAUACCACUUUUUGUUACUGUAGGCUGCUAGAUAAUUCUGUAGCAUGACAGCUGGUGUGUUUACAACACCACUGUAUAUACGGUUUUGAACUUUUAUCAUUGUACUAUUAUGUACUUGUACUUUUUAGGACGUAUGAAACAUCGAUAUUACUAGAUGAACAAGUUAGUAAUGAAAUCCCAGCUAAUGGUAUGUAACUGAGCAAGUUAAUUAUGGAAUAAAAAUAGCGAAAAUACUUGGGGAAGAAUGUAAGGCCUAAACUUGACAGGCAGGGCUUUAUAUCACCCCUUGACACAACGUUGAACGUUACGCCCAAGUUUGUACCAGCACCCAAAAUACUGUACAAGGCCAAAAAAGUCAUCUGAUAUUAGGCACAUGUACUGUAGACUUCAGAAAUGGGCAGCAGUUAUGUGAUCGGGCUUAAGAUACAGUAGUAUAGGUCAGUCCGGACUAAUAUAGUCGAAAAAAGUUUUCCGGACUAAUAUAAGCAUAUUCAAAAAUUUUCGACCAAUAACAGCAAUGCUUCCGAUUUUUUCACCACAAACGUAACUGAAGCUUUAAAAUUGUUAAAAGUGCGAACCAUUUCAUAACUUUUAAUAACUUCGACCAUCUUAUAUCCCAAACUUUUACCAAAUUUUUCCGAGUUUUACCUUCAAUUUUAAGCAAAUAUCAGUUCCAUUUUGACCAACUUUGGGCAAAUAUCAGUUCCAUUUUGACCAACUUUGACCAACGUGUGAAUUAUUGGGGAGGGGGGGGGGGGUGUUACACCCCCGACACACACGCCCUAUAGCGACGUCCCUGCUUCGACGUCUCUAUAUCUCCUGAAAAGGUCGCUUCUUGUGCUCAUCGCUACCUACACUGACACCGAGAUUAUAAUUUUUGACAUUUUCAGGAGCUGGUGGAAUUAGAGAAGCUAGAUUUUUUAAUGUGAAGUGCUACAGUAAACAUGUACAUAACAUGCAUGUUUGCUAAUCAUAUACUUCUUUAUCUGUUUUAGAAUAUUAUGAAUAUUUUGGACCAGACUUUUCUUUACAUCCCGAAAUUGGCACUAAACAUGAAAAUACCAACACUAAACAGGUUAGUUGUUUUAUUGUGGAAACACAACUUCUUUUACGCAUGUGGAACAUGUUGUUGAAUGUUGGUUAGCCUUAGCCUCCUCCGCAGGCAUCUCGUAGUUCACGUACUUCAGAAAGUUGGUGAGAUGCCUGCCAAAACCUGACAUGGUUGAGCCGUUCUGCGCAUCUUGCUUGCGCAGCGAUUUCGUCUCUAGGGUAUGCACGUGGGGAGGAUUUGUCAUCCAAGAUGGCGGAUUGCAUGGAGUGAAGAAUUAUGAAAAUUAGUGAAUUUAUAUUAAUACGCUCGCUAAAGGCGGCUAAACGAUUAAGAAUACAGCUUUUGUGGGCAAUUGAAAGAAUCUUAACCCGGAAAUUAAAAUUGUCAUCAAAUAAUUUACAUGUUGUCAGCUGACAUAUAUUUUUGUAUAUCUGUAGAUGGAAAACAUCAUUGAAGGUUGUCGGUUGACAUAUAUUUUUGUAUAAGCUGUAGAUGGAAAUAGAAAUAUUGUUGUAAUCUUUUAUAAAGGUAGACGUUGUGUUAAUAUCACAAUGAAAUGCAUUUAAUUUCAUAUAAUUUUUUUUUGGAUCAAUUAGUUGUUUUUUGUUUUAAAUAAUUGUUAAUGUCUGGCUGGCAUAAUUAUUUAAAAUAGUACAAUUAUCAUGUACAGUUAGUUCAUGGUUGUUAGAAGCAGGACAAAAUUGCCCUACAUAGGAUGUGUAGAAAUGUAACAAGAUAAAAUAUAUUUCGGCAUGAUAAUUGUGGACCCAGUGUUAAUAGAAACCAAGGCAAGAGCCAGAUUGAUUUGAGUGAAAAAGCCUUGGUCUGGUGUUUGGUUGUCAGAUUGGCUGAGUAUGCCAGAUUUACUAGGGGGGGAGGCACCCUCCAAGCCCUGACAGGAGGGGGUGCAGGGGGUGUUUUUUAUUUAAAAUAUAUAUAUUAUUAACGUUUGCCCAAGAGCACUAGGCUCAUCUAGGGGCUUACGUUACAUUCACUAUUACAUUAGACUGAACAGACAUAUAAACAACGAAAAAUGAUAGCUUUGACGAAAUUAAAGAAAACGUUUAGAUUCCCUAAUAUAUUGUUGAACAUACCGGGAAUUAUAACAAGAUCGAGAGGCUAAACACGAAUUCAACAAGCGUCAUUUGAUAUCAUUCGUAUAUCAAUGUGUUUAUGUAUGCACAUGCAUUUGUUGCGUAAGUAUGCGGUGAAUUCACACGUUUGCUUCGUAUUUCGCUUUUCAAACCAAUCAAAAUGCUUUAACUUCAUUUAGUUUAUCACAGAAUUCGGGCAUAGUAAUUGUCGAACGCCAAAUGUAUCGACCAUUCACGCUAAAUCGAUCUGUAUUUCAAUGUCAAUUUCAUUACCAUCUUGAGGUUAUUAACCGGCCAGAUUGGGCCUCUGAUUCGGGAAUUGGGUUUCAAUAAAGUGUCACAUUAAACUGUAUUCAAUCAUUCAAAAGUAGAUUAUAUAAAACUUCCUUUCUAGCUAUUUCAAGGCACUCUUUAAUAAAACAAACACUUAAUUUAUUUGGCCCGUAUACAUUAUCAAUACUUUAGCACAACAUAGGAAAUCAAGUUCAUGUGUGAGAGAAAUUUAGGAUCUACUUUAUCUACAUUUGUGAUAAAUCGGCAAGUUGGAUGUCAUGAAAGAUUGGUAUACGUACAGUGUAUGGUAUGUCGCUACUCAUGAAAAUUUAUUUUAGUGUCUUAUCACUAUACUGCAUGAUCUUUAGUCUACCAAAUACAUAUUCUUACAAUUUCUGCUAUUCUCAUGCAUGCAUGAUUGCAUGUUCAAUCACAACACUGUGGUUUAAUAUAAACACCUGAAUUGCAUUUUGAAUUUUUGAUCCUGCUAUUUUAAAAUAUUGAACAAGUUAUUUUUCUGAGAUUAGAGAGUCACAUACAUAAUUCGAGAAUUAUAUUGUGUCAAGUUCCACCAAUCAUAAUUCAAAUAAAAUAAGUGGAGUUAACAAAUACAUGUUGCAAAAUUGUCAACGAGCACAUUGACAUUAAAAAUAAAUAAAUCGUAAAAAAAAAUGAUGGUGAGCUUUGUUUGUCGUGUUACCAACCCUCCAAUCACGCACUUGUAAGAUAGAAGCUUUGUGGGGAAGCUGCUGGUUGUCUUGGCCCCAUCCAGGUUUCCUGUAAAGAUAUUGCAGGUUUUUCCUGGCCUCCCUGAUAUUUCAGCUGUAGUAUGAGUGAUGGUAAUACUCAAAUAUAUGUCUUACGAUCAAAUGCGUAGUUUUAAAGAAAAAAUUGCAUAUAACAUGAUUUUAAUCAAUUAAUUAUUUAAAGUGUGUCGAAAGAGAAAUAUAGACGAUAUGUCUUCGAAAAGCACAAAGAUCAUCUGUCUUCUAUACGAUUACAGUUGUGGUGGGAGUUGGGUUUUUUCGUCUAUGGGGAAUACACAUGCUGUGUAUUUGUGGGGAUGGAGUGCUCCCAAAGGUCACCCUCAACCCCAUAGACUCACACAAAUCAAUGUAUUAUACAGUGUAUUGUAUAGUAAACAAUGACCAUCACGGGGAUCUACUACCCCUUGGACAUUAAAGUAAGCAAUGACCAUCACGGGGAUCUACUACCCCUUGGACAUUUAGGAUGCCCAUCUCGGGGAUCUACUACCCCUUGGGUAAAGUCCAACAUGGGGGAACUACGACCCCCUGAGGACAUAUAAUUAUAUCAUAUUCAUAUUGUUGUAAUAGUGGGUCUGUGGGGCGACACUUUGGCCACAGUUUAAAGUAUCGGAGCAUUUCUCCUCGACAACCCUUCUCCCACAACAUUGUGUGUGUCAUAGUUGUUUUCUUAAUUGUCCUAGAAUAUUUGCUUAACGAAUUGGUGCAUUAAAGCAGGUUUAUACAUGCUCAUAGCAUUAUAAACUUAAGCAUAAACUUGUGCAGCAGCCGAGAGCAAGAUUGAUCUUAGAGCAGCAUACCGUGGGCAUUUGAACAAGUAGUGAGCUACUGUUUCACAGCCAGCACCACAAAUACAGUCAGGUGUUAAAGUACGAUUCUAAAUAGAUAGUAGUUCAACGCACAACAGUUUAAACGCAAACGUGCAUGCAAUACUGAAGUAUCUCUAUCAAUGGAAUGAUAAAAAUAGCUAUGAUUACGGUCACAUGAAAUAUAAAAAAAUUUAAGAAUAGCUUUUUUGAAUAAAUUAGUAGAUGGCAAGCUACGAACUGAGUACUCAACCGAAUUCCAUAACAUAGUAGCCGAAGGAAAAAAGGAUUUUUUAAAUCUUUCAGUUCUAGCAAAAAACAAAGAAAUAUUAGAUGAAUGCCUUAAUGAUAAACCGGACCUUUGUUCAACCGUCUGGGGCAAUAAUUUUGACAAGUAUUCUGGAACAUGAUUAUUUACUAUUUUAAAAUAUAAAGCAAAAAAUAAUAGAGACAAAAUGAGAUACAGUAAUUUGAGCAAUAACAUGAUGAUAAACAAACUGUGAACAACAAUUACAAUUCAAAUACAGUAUGUUGAUGGGCGAGUGGCACACAUGACUGACACAACUCUGCACCAGAGCUUGCAGAGCAGCCCCCUACCAGAUCAUGCUGGAUCAAUCCCUGUAUUAUUUAUACAUGGAGGUGUAUCUCUUUUGGUGGCGUAAAGGCAUGUUUUUUGUCAAUUUUCAAGUGACAAUCCAAAUUUUUAGAUGGGAUAAAAAAUAGAUACCAUGCAGUAAUGCAGUAGAAUAAUCUUGAGCGUAACAUCCAACAUAAUACAGCAACAAUAUAAAUUGUAUAACCCUGCUUGAUUUAUAAUUAUUGAAUAUAAACACUUCUUGCAUUUGGUCAACUUGCACAAUAGUUGCUUGAAAUUUGUGUUACAACACAGUCAGCACUAAGCAGUUUACUCAGCGUUUACAUAGUUUACAUGCUGUACAUGUACCCAACAAAUCCCUGAAAUAUUUCUCGCUAACGAGUAACAUACAGCGUAAAAAACACAUGGGAUUGUAAAUUUGAAGUUCUUUGCUGAAAUAUCUCAAAAUUGUGUAGACAAACCAGUUUCAAUGUCAUGCACGUCCACUAAACUAUAUAACAUAUGUAAUCGACAAUUCCAAGAGGCAAGAGCAUCCAGACCCAUCCAUUAUCCAGUUGAAAUUUUGACAUUUACCACUCCAUCUGCCUUCUAGAGUAUUCCGUUUCCCAAAAGUAUUAAUAUUUGAUGUUAUAUGCAUGUAGGAUACAGACCAAAUAUAAAUUGAACGGUUGCAAACAUUCUUAUAAAUUCCAUUCACAUUUCACACUUCGUCGCUCGAUACGAUUUACAUAGCCGGUUUCGGCGUGGUUUGACCAUCUGGUUUCGUUAAAUUCCGGUCAUCCGUUGUAUUAAAGUGCAAAAUAAUCCAUGUUUCAUUCAUAUUUGUAACAAUUUGCAACAUAAAAAUGAUAUUGUUCUCGAUCGAUAUUUUUUCGAAUUAUGUCUGAAUAUAAAAAGAUCGUAUCCUAUGGGAGUAUGGGGUAAACACAGCUUUUGAUAUUUUGUAGGAGUUUUGAUAUGAACAAAUUAAUCCCGUGGGGGUGGGGGUAACAUAGUCGGUCCACCAGGGUUACAUAGCUGGUCCAAACUCUUCGGAGGCUAGGUUAGCCUGAUCUUCUGUUGUGGAAAACUCUUAUAAGUAGAGUAGUUCGACCGAUAAUAUAUACUUUUUCCAUUCUUGAUUAUAGCAUUAACCACUGUCUAUACUGUCUAUACUAUUUCUCGUGCAUGAGAACUCGUAUUCGUGCAUCAUCGCGUGCUGUAUACUAUUACUGCUACAUGCAUACGUCUCUCAAAAUAAUAAUUCAUGAUCAGCUUUGUUUCGUGUCCUGAUGCAACCACAAUUAAUAAAUGGCGAUAAAUUAAAUCAACUUUCGGCUUGAAUUGCACUUUAAAUUAUAUGAUUUGUAUGUUUGCGAUGUUACUCUGAGUGCAUAUCCACACCGGGCGAGCUUGAAAAAUAUGCCCGGCCACGGUGGGAUUCGAACCUACGACCUUUGGAAUACUAGCCCAAUGCUCUUCCAACUGAGCUACGGGCAUAUUUUUCAAGCUCGCCCGGUGUGGAUAUGCACUCAGAGUAACAUCGCAAACAUAUUAUUCACCUGAGUACACAACACCAACACAGAAAAAUUUAUAUGAUUUGUUUGAGAAAUUCCUCGAUUUUUAACACACGUUUCGGUGUAAAUCACUGCCAAUAAACUCUAUCUCGUGUACUACAGAUAUAAGGUGGAAUGAUUGGUUUUUAACCAAUAAAUAUAUUUUUUGUAUGUAUUUGCAUGUAGUACCUUGAUAAUAUCAAGCAAACUGUGUUUGAAAACCUCAAGAUGGUUUCUGGAGCACCUGGAGUACAAAUGCAAGUUGUUCCAGAUGAUCUAAUAUCAAUUGAAAACACCCGAAAAGAAAAUGGCCCAAAUAUUAGAGCUGCAGACUUCCACAGGUGUGUUGGAUCACUGAAAUUCAUUAUCUCUGUUUACAUAACAGCCGAUUUAAAGACUACCUGCCCAAGCUACACCAACACUAGGGGAUAAUAACUAAUAACUUGUCAAAUAACUUGUUGUAAUAAUAAUAACUUGUCCUACAGUUUUAGUCCUGCAUUUCCAUGCAGGGUCCUAUACUAAUACAUUCGUGUAAAUUCUUGGUUUAGAAUGAACAACGAAUUUUAUGACGGAGAUCAUGAUGUUGAUAGGGAGGACAAUUUGUUGGAAGUCUAGUUAUAGGAUUGUCUUACAUCAGCUGGAUUUUCAACGUCGUUGGGCUUUUUUUACAUCAGUUUUAUCUUGCUUUAAUCGCCAGCCUGAAGUCAGAUCAGAAAACCGACUGUUCGAUGAAAUGUGUUACUGAUUUAACUGCAUGUCUAAACCUCGAUGUAAGCAUGUAUAGUAUUAGGAACAUGUAUGGAUAUUUGAAUUGUACAGUGGUAAAUAUUUUUUUCAAUAUAGUUGAUGAUGAUAAAUGUAUUGGGCUUGUGCCUGUUGUAGAGUACCUGGUAUAUAUUAGACUAAGUUUGACAACUUUGGUGUCGGUAAACAAGGUCAUGCCUCGAUGUUUAUAAAUUCAAAGCACAGUGGACUGGUAUAUGUUGCAAUCGAGUAGGAAUGCGGGAACAUUCGAAUGCAUUAAAAAAGGGAGUGACUUUGACCUAUUGAAUAAGCUGUAGACCAGAUCAGGUUAUUGACGCAAUGUUCUGUUUCGUAAAGACAUUAGAUUUAGAGAUUCCAGACUGUGACCGACACUAUAAAAAACCUAAACCUUUGAGCCGUUUCCUAUUGUGACAACACAAGGAAGUAGUGUUCCUUUUUCAUUGCUCUUAAUAUUUUAUAUCUGUCUUUAAUUACGGUAGUAUAAGUACUUCUUAAUAAGUUGCCAUUGUUUGUGUCUGAACCCUUGAAAAAGAUUAAAACAUCUUUGAGUGAAAACGUUUAGCUAGCUAACUAUGGUGCUUACGACUAAAAAGAAAUUAGCUUACCUAUUCAGCUUUCCUAUUGACUGCCUCACGGGUUUUCACUCAAAAGUGCGUAAAAAUAACGGAAAAUUUGGCCGUACAUUACUCCAUGAUGUAUGGAAGAACAGAAUAUACUGGACUGUAUUUAUGUCUCAAAUGACAGAUGUACUAUCGGAGCUUAUUUCUGAACUUUUGGCUACUACAGCUAACGACCCAAAGCUGAAGACAAUUGCACGUUCUUGUUCUUUUACAAAUAUACAUUUAUCACUGUAUUUUCAUGAUCUAGAACGUUGUACAAAGUAGACACCAGUUACACUUCAUGACGUCAUAAAUUUGUUUUGCAAAGAAAAACGCAUCAAGCAGGGCCGUCGUUAACAUCUUGUCGGCAAAAUAACGGAUUUAUCGGCAAAUUGUUUUCGUGGUCAGCGAAAAUAUUUGAUUGGCUCGGAUUAAAAAGUAAUAGUUGGGGCAAAAAAUUUGAUAAAUUUACGAAAAAUAUUACCGAAAAAUAUAACUAAUUAUGGUACGAG